AUGCGUACAAGCGUGAAGCGUCAGAGCGAAUUUCAUUUUGCUGCUCGUUCUAAGCGCAAAAGGAAUUUGCUCAUGUUUUCGAGUAGAGAUGGAAAGAGCACAGGAAAAAAACUUUUCGCUCGUGUUGAUGGAAAUUUCAUUAUUGCGAAAGUGGAUUUGUGUGAAAUGGCUGCGCUAGGGAGAAUAAAUGCGCACUGUGGAAAUUUGAUUCCCGAACAAAGUUUGGCGGUUAAGAAGUACACAAAUGGACUUGGAGUUGUGAACAACUACAAAAGUCAACACGACAUACGAGCAACCUGA
Clunio marinus is the source of this 300-nucleotide messenger RNA. The record is from the annotation of a GenBank genome assembly. Lineage: Eukaryota; Metazoa; Arthropoda; Insecta; Diptera; Chironomidae.